UCAUUUGGUUGUUGUAGCUUGAAAGGCUAAGACCAAGCUGGAGUAAAUCAUUAACGAUUAUCAUCAUUGGCUUAACAGUUAAAUUUGACGUCAUAAAGAGAAUCCUAAAAUUUUGAGAGAAAGGAAUAAGGAAAAGAAGUACCAAAAGGAAAAAAAAAAGUUCCGCCAAAUAGCCUGGAUUAUACGCAAAGAGGAAGAAAAAAUGACAGCAUGUGAUCGAAGAAAUCCUCAAUUAUAUUCUUAAUUUUUCUUCCUUUUUCCGUUCCUACUUCAUCGUCUUUAAUUUGCAAUACGAAACAGUUUCCGCUUCCUCCUACUUACAAACACACAUACUCGCAGAUAUACACACUUAUAUAUACGUGUACAUUUGCACGCGUGCUUUUGUUCUUCUCGUUUAAAUUUACCUUUAAGCAACCUCAUCAAGCUUUAUCCGUGAAAAAUCUUUAACACAAAACAGUUUACCAACUUCUCUUAUACGAAUCAAUCUUCAGACUGAAGGUGUUAUACAAAAUAUUAUAUAUAUAUAUAUAUAUAUAUGUAUUUAUAUAUAUAUAUAUAGCUUGUAUAUAAGCUAUAUAUAUAUAUAUAUGUAUAUACACACAUAUAUAUACACACAUAUAUAUAUAGCUUAUAUACACAUACAUAAAUAGAGGGAGAGAAAGAGGGUGAGGGUGACUAGACAAGUAAUAUUUAUCACUCUCUCCUACUGUUUAAACCUUUAUCUUUAUCUCUCCUGUCGCUGUUUUUUGGAAGGUUUCUCUCUUUCUCUCCCCUUCUCCCUUUGUCUUUCUCCAUAGCAUAUAUGCACAUAUAAAUAUAUUUAUAUACUAAAAGACGCACACAUACAUGCAUAUCUAUAUUUUUAUGUACAUAUCGACAUAGAAAAGCGUACGAAAAUUGCUCGACAUAUUACAAAGUGUUAUUGAAACUACUUUUUCAAGCACAGAUGAACUGACAUUUCUUUGAAAAGAAUAAUUAAAUAUAUACACAAGCAAUUACUGAUAUAUUCUAGACAUUUCCUAUAUACCUAUAUCGAUCUAUCUCUAUAAAUAUAUUGUAUAUAUACAUAUAUAUACAUAUAUACACGCGCAUUUAUAUAAAUCUGUCAAUAUCAUCUUGUCAAGAUGCCCCAGGACAGCGCAAAAGUGGCCCUACAUUAUACGGGCCAACCUCAGGUUGCUGUAGAUGAGGACAAGCAGAAAGUUAUAUUAAAAUAUCCAACCAAAAAGGGUUAUACCCCUCCCAUCUCUCCGAUUCAGAUAUCCGGAAGAGGAGAACAUGUUUACGAGGAUUCACGGGUUUGCGUCAGAACUCCCGAGAAUAUGACAUUGUCAGUUUACGAGGAGCCCGACGGUGCAACCAGAUGCUCGAUUAGCCCGGAGGGUGCCAGAGGAGCUCAAGGUGAGAUAAACAUUUCCAUUGCGGAGGAGAAGGAAAAGCCCCGUAAAGUAGAAACGACGAAGCUUAUCAUAGACCCUUGUUGUCACCACAUACACGGUACCACCACUAAGUUACAGCUGAACACGAAGAAGGCCAAUUUGUGCCAAAAGUGCGGAAGACCUAAAGCAGAUACGUGUCCAUUUUCGGAACAGACUGAUGCUAAAGCUGUAGUAACCGACUUCAUUUGUGAACAUUGUCUUAGACAUGGCCAUAUAGUAAUAGACAGUGGAAAGACGAGCCGUUCACGUACGCCAGAGUCAAAGUCAAGCCGUUCUCAAACGCCAGAAUCUAGAUCAGGCCGUGGGCGCACCCCAGAACGAAGGACAGGACGCGCGCGUACUCCAGAAUCAAGAAAAGGCCGCACUCAUACGCCAGAAUCAAGAUCGAGCCGUGCGCGUACCCCAGAAGGAAGAUCAGAGCGCAAGCGUACGCCAGACGCAGAGAUAAGACGUCCACAUACACCAGAAACGAAGUUGGUCAAGAGGAAAUGUUGUUGUGGAAAAGUAAUAUAUGAACACGUACCGAUUACUACUAAAGAAAUUACUAAAGAUGUGGAAUCGCAGGUCGAGGAAUCGGACUUCUUGUGUCAAGCGUGUGAAGAGGCCCUUCGAUGCCACCGUCGCAUUGAUGAAGUGGAAAUAGAAGAUGAGCCGGAAGUUCCUCCUGCACCUGAUAAGUUUGAAGAACAUCCCUGCCACCACCCUAAACACCAUGUGCAUUGCAUUUAUAGUCCUCCUCCUCCACCACAACCUGAAAAGAUUAUUGAACACCCCUGCCAUCACUGUGCUUACACAGUUAAAUGCCAUUCUGAUCCGACUAGAUGGCCAAAUCAAGAAGAGAUAGAGGCAGCACAGCCAUUAUGCAGUGCAACAAAAUGUAAGUACAAAGCAAUGAAAGAGAGGAAAGAACAAUCUUCAAAAUUCGACCCCUUCACUUCGCUUCUCUAUGAAGAGAUUCAUUUUGCCGAAACUGUAUUCAGACGAUGCAAAAGGUGCAGUAAUAUAUUCUCUUUUAGACCGACCAACAAAAUGAGAUGUGAAUUGGAAAUGCCGACAUUGUGCGAUGAAUGCUGUGGGAAACCUCCACCACCUGUACACUGCCACCAUGUGCCGCAUUAUCACCCCGUUGUCCAUCAUCAUCAUCAUGAUCCUCAGCAAGAGCCUCCACCACCUGAGCACCACCACCAUCAUGAUCAUGAUCAUCACCAUCAUGAUCAUGAUCAUCACCAUCAUGAUGAUCAUCACCAUCAUGAUCAUCACCAUCAUCAUGAUGAUCAUGAGCAUCACCACCAUCAUGAUCUUCAUGAUCCCCACCAUCAUGACCACCACCACCACCAUCAUGAAGUUAUCAAGCCAUGCGGAUGCAAAAAACCAGUCGUCUGCGAACACUGUCGAGGUACAAAUCAAGCCGAUACAAAUCUGUCAGCUGCGCAAGAUUUCGCUAAAAUUACUGAUUCGGUUGGAAGGAAAACUUAUACUUUUGAAACCCCAUUAGGAGGAGACAAGAAAAACGCACCGACUGUUGUAGGAAAUGUUUGUGUUGACCUAGCACUCUGUUGGGAUCCUACUUGCAAACAUAAAGGGAAGCAGAAUAAAGAAUUAUUUGGAGGUAGCAUAGCCCAAGGUACACCUUUCCCUCUUGAUUUUGAUUUAAACGUUGAUGUUCCACCACUUCCUUUCGCCAAAAUUGACCAAGUAUUUGAUGACGAUUCUGUUUGUGAAACAUGUGUGUAUAGCGAAAGUACGGACACGGCCAAUUUCAAGGAUCGUGACGAAAAAUUGGAACCGUACAGACAUUUAUAUAGCUAUCCCCAAUCAAAUGCCGACGAACCGCAAUCAAAUGCCGAAGAAGACAGCGUGAUAAUAAGAGAAACAGAAGAUGCCACAACCGAGACAAAGGACACACGAUUGGUAGAUACUUCAACGUCACCUGACUACAUGGAGGAUGAAGAAGAAGAGCCAAUCAUAGUAGAAAUUCCAACUGACGAGAAAUCUCUACAGGUUGAUAUUGAGGAGGAAGAAAGGAAAGCCAAAGAAUUGAUAGACAAUGCAAAACCCAAAAAAUCUCCCUUAAAAAAAAUGCUAUGCUGUGGAUCAAAACGAGGAGGCAAAUAACUGAUACAUACAUUACAAAUGAUAAACUAAAAACAAGAGGAAGAUAAAAAAAAAAGGAAGCAAACAUUUCAUUUUAAUAAACAUUUAGCCAAGUU
Molecule: messenger RNA, 3649 nt
Organism: Octopus bimaculoides (California two-spot octopus)
Lineage: Eukaryota; Metazoa; Mollusca; Cephalopoda; Octopoda; Octopodidae
Source: RefSeq, a predicted model, not a curated record